GGUUUGAUCUUGGGUAGACAGAAACACCAUCAUGCUGGGACAAUGUGUGACUACAAUACAUCAGCUCGUGGGAAUGAAGAUGAAACCAUGCUUCAAUUUACACAGGAAACUGACAAGUUUGCAUCGUGCAGAGGGUGCAGUACGGUGGAGGAGCAGUUGUAGACCAGCCCCUCUGUUGACAGCUGCUCCUGUCCGUGCUCUCAUAGAUGAACAGAUCAGCAUUAAAGGACACUUCCUGCCCCCGAGCAGUCCAGUUACAGUGUGUGCACGAAUGCACAGUGAGGAUGGUGACCUGUGGGAGGCCUUCGCACAUUAUAAUACAAAUACCGAUGGCACUGUCAACUUGACCAGGGAUCAUUCUGUUGGGGGUUCAUAUGUGGGCUGUGAAUCAAUGGGACUCUUCUGGGGACUGCAGCCGUCUCCUGGAGCACGAGAAGGUUUGAGAUUGCGGAAAAAAAACGUAGCUACUCCAUACAUCACGYACAUUUCAGUACUGGAUGGGCAUGUGUCAGCCAGUGAGACACAGGGUGCUGAGCUGGCAGUUGUAACUGCUGAGCGCUGGUUCAUGGCACCAGGUGUAAGAAGAAUAGAGAUUCGUCAAAACGCACUUGUAGGGACGUUAUUCUUGCCCCCUGGUCCAGGUCCAUUUCCAGCCAUGUUGGACCUGUGGGGAAUGGGUGGAGGACUGGUGGAGUACCGCUCUGCUCUGUUUGCUUCCAGAGGCUACGCCAGCUUGUCUCUUGCCUACAUAGGGCACAAAGAAUUACCUGGCCCACAGAACUGCAUCAAUGUUGAUGAUUCAUAUUUCAAGUCAGCCUUCCACCUGCUGCAAGAUCAUCCUCAGAUCUGUGCCGACAGAGUUGGGAUCAUCGGUCUGUCAUUUGGAGUCUACCUGGCUCUUCGAACUGCCACUCAGACUGAUGUCAAACCGUCCUGUUUGAUUUGUAUCAACGGACCAGUAGGAAGUGUCAUGAAACUCCCUGAUGCAGAUGGCAGGACUGAAUACCUUGAAAGUGACCACACAUAUUGGACGAUCAAUGAUCAAGGCUUUCUCACUUUCAAAGAGGUCUCCUUGCCUGCUAAUCUUUAUCCUGGGAGCAUUGUGAAGAUAGAGAACCUCACCUGCCCAUUAAUGUACAUAGAGGGAGAAGAUGACCUGAAUGCUGCGAGCAGGGAGAAUGCAAAUCUGAUCGAGGAAACCCUGAGGGCCACAGAUAAAUCUCACCUGUUCACUCAUUUGUUGUACCCCGGUGCUGGUCACUUGAUUGAACUGCCUUACUCUCCAAAUUCAAGAACUUCCCUGAUGAGAGUCAAUUCAGAAAUAUUAGUCGCAGUAUGGGGAGGUCAACCUGCACUUCAUGCAGCAGCACAGGAACACUCCUGGAAGAAGAUCCUAGAUUUUUUGGAAAACAAUCUGAGACGAUGAAUCUGUGAUGAAGGGGACUUUUGAGAUUAAAAAAAAUACAUCCUCAUGUAUGUGAGUGUGAAAUACUG
This is a messenger RNA of Paralichthys olivaceus (Japanese flounder), 1494 nucleotides long. The record is from RefSeq and is a predicted model, not a curated record. Lineage: Eukaryota; Metazoa; Chordata; Actinopteri; Pleuronectiformes; Paralichthyidae.